AUGACAGCGUUGCCUUGUUGGAGCUCAACAGCAGCUUUCAAGUUUGCUUCUAAAAAUCCUUUUGCAUAUCCCAAAGUUUCAUCCUGGAGACUAGAAGGGAACAGAGAUUGCUGCUCAUGGAAUGGCGUAGAGUGCGAUGAUGACACAGGUCGUGUCGUUGCUCUAGACCUUAGCAGCAGUUUCCUUCAUGGUUCUAUAAACUCCACCAGCACCCUCUUCAACCUUACUCAACUUCAAAGGCUUAACCUUGCUGAUAAUGAUUUUAACUUCUCUCAUAUCCCUUCUGCAAUGGGUCAUCUUUCAAGGUUAACAUAUCUCAACCUUUCUCAUUCAUCUUUUUGUGGUCAAGUUCCAUUUGAGAUCUCAGGACUCUCAAAUCUGUCUUUCCUUGAUCUGUCUUACAAUGAUUUGGAAUUGAAGAGUCCAAAUUUGAGUAGGUUGGUUGGAAAUUUAAUAAAGCUGAAACAACUUCAUCUUACUUAUGUUGAUAUAUCCUCCACAGUGCCUAGCUUUUUGGCAAAUUUCUCUUCAUUAACGUCCUUACUUCUAAGUGAUUGCGGAUUGCAAGGUGAGUUCCCAAACCGAAUUUUUCAACUUCCAAACCUACAAGUUCUUAAUUUGAGGAACAACCCUGGUCUUACUGGCUAUCUACCUGAAUUUCACUCUAAUAGUUCUUUUGAGGUAUUGCUACUUUACAACACAAGUUUUUCUGGAAAAAUACCCACUUCCAUUAAAAACCUUCAUUUAAUGCUUCAGUUAGAUUUUGGAGCCUGUAGGCUUUCAGGGUUGGUUCCAUCUUCGCUUGGUAAACUAACCAGGCUUACUUUUUUGGGCCUUUCAGAAAAUAAUUUUGAGGGAAAUCAAUUCCCUUCUUUUCUUCAAAACCUCACCCAGCUCACCACUUUAUGGCUAACAAAAUGUCAGUUAACGGGUGAAAUUCCAGGUUGGCUUGGAAAACUUACCCAAUUAACUGAUCUUGGACUUUAUAUAAAUAAUUUGCAUGGUCACAUCCCAUCAUCCCUUGGUAAACUAACAAGCCUCACCUAUUUGGACCUUGCAGCAAACGAUUUUGAGGGUCAAAUCCCUUCUUUUCUUCGAAACCUCACCCAACUCACUGUGUUAUUGCUUGAUGAUAGUCAAUUCACGGGUGAAAUUCCAUCUUGGUUUGAAGCUUUUACCCUUUUGAAUAAUCUAGAUCUUGGAAAGAAUAAAUUGCAUGGUCUUAUCCCAUCUUCCCUUGGUAGACUAAGUAGCCUCACUUAUUUGGACCUUUCAGCAAACAGUUUCAAGGGCCACAUCCCCUGUUUUCUUCGAAACCUCACGAACCUUGAAUACCUUGCUCUUCAUGACAAUGAAUUGAGUGGCACAUUGAACUUUGACAUGUUUCUUGGCAUGAAAAAUCUAAACACGCUUUUAUUAGGGCGUAACAAGUUGUCUAAACUUGUCCACACUAGCAAAAUGAAUGCGAAUGUUCCAAGGUUCCAAAGUUUAGACUUGAGUUCAAGCAAUUUAACCGAAUUCCCUGAUUUUUUAAGGUAUCAAGAUAGAUUAGAGUGGUUGGCUUUAUACGGAAACAAGAUACAUGGUGAAGUACGCAGAUGGAUAUGGAACAUGAGCACAGAGACAAUGGCCAAUGUGGACAUUUCUGACAACUCCUUGACAGGCUUUGAACAAACUCCAGUUUUCAUCGCUUGGGUUCACUUGAUCAGUUACCGAUUCCUUCACCGUCCAUCUUGGACUACCAUGUCUCAAACAACAAACUGA
Molecule: messenger RNA, 1764 nt
Organism: Ziziphus jujuba (common jujube)
Lineage: Eukaryota; Viridiplantae; Streptophyta; Magnoliopsida; Rosales; Rhamnaceae
Product: receptor-like protein 6
Exons: 1
Coding region: 1-1764 (587 amino acids)
Molecular function (GO): protein binding
Source: RefSeq, a predicted model, not a curated record